Clarias gariepinus (North African catfish) is the source of this 2491-nucleotide messenger RNA. RefSeq names its product solute carrier family 41 member 1-like. Gene Ontology annotation, molecular function: monoatomic cation transmembrane transporter activity. Bases 221 to 1483 code for a protein of 420 amino acids. Gene Ontology annotation, cellular component: plasma membrane. The record is from RefSeq and is a predicted model, not a curated record. The transcript is spliced from 10 exons. NCBI's taxonomy places the organism in Eukaryota, Metazoa, Chordata, Actinopteri, Siluriformes, Clariidae. Gene Ontology annotation, biological process: monoatomic cation transport.
GUGUUCUAAUGCCCAGAUGUUAGUGGAUUAUAGGAUUCUGACUUUGCUAAUACGAUUUGAGUGGAAAUUAUCGGAAAGCUGAGCAAUUACAUAAGCAAUAUGGUCAUGGUCUAUGCUUGAUCCUAACCUUUAAAAAGUUUGAGAAAAAAUGGCUGAAUACAAAAAACUACCUGAAUACAACUUGACUUUGGGAUACAGCUGGUUUAAAGCCUGAAGCAUAAUGUAUAUAAAAAACUGUGUUGACAAGAAGAAUGCAGAGACUUCUUCAGUCAUUUUUCAGCAGGUGCUGGUUCCGUUUUGGCUUGCUGGACUAGGAACAGUCACUGCUGGAAUGGUGCUGGAUGAAAUACAGCACUGGGAAAUGCUUAAAGAAAUCUCUGAAGUCUUUAUCUUGGUUCCUGCACUAGUGGGCUUAAAGGGAAAUUUGGAGAUGACUUUAGCUUCCAGACUUUCUACAGCAGCCAACACUGGUCAGCUCGACAAUCCCAGGCAGCGGAAUUUGAUGGUGUACACCAAUCUAGCUCUAGUCCAGGUGCAGGCCAUAGUUGUUGGUUUUCUGGCUGCAUUGGCUGCAAUAAGUUUAGGGGCCUUGAUUAAGGGCAGUGUGGACCUUCGUCAGGCUGCUGUACUGUCUGCUAGCAGUAUGGUCACAGCCUUCAUCUCUGCUCUUACUUUGGGGUUGCUGAUGGUGGGGGUGACCGUUGGAGCUCGAAAGUUGGGCAUUAACCCUGAUAAUGUAGCGACUCCCAUAGCUGCCAGCCUCGGUGACCUCAUCACGCUCUCACUUCUGGCAGGGAUCGGCAGAUUCUUCUUCCAGUUCAGAGAUAUGUGGUAUUUCCUUCUACUCAUAUGUGCUGCAUUCCUCUUGCUCAUCCCUCUCUGUGUGAUCAUCGCUCGUCGCAGUCCACCAGUCAGAGAGGUGCUGAAAUCAGGCUGGCAACCUGUUAUCACUGCUAUGCUUAUCAGCAGCGCUGGAGGAUUGAUUCUGGAUAAGACUGUAAGCGACCCUCAGUUUGAAGGCAUGGCUGUGUUCACGCCCAUCAUUAAUGGUGUAGGUGGGAACCUGGUAGGCAUUCAGGCUAGCCGUAUCUCCACCUACCUGCACUGCAUCAGUCUUCCUGGAGUCACAUCCCAAAACAUUAAAACAUGUUGUCCUCAUCCCGGCAUGACCUUUUGCACCUCAGCAGUAAACUCCAGAUCUGCUAGAGUUCUUUUGCUGAUAGUGGUUCCAGGCCAACUGCUCUUCCUUUACACAGUCCAGCUGCUACAGGGUGGACACACUGCCAUGACACCUGCUUUCGUCUGCUGCUACCUGUGUGCUGCACUUUUGCAGGUAGUAAUACUGUUGUACGUGGCAGAUGUGUUGGUGUGGCUGAUCUGGCAACGUGGUCUAGACCCUGAUAAUUACUCCAUCCCCUACCUGACUGCACUGGGGGAUCUGCUGGGCACCAGCCUCCUCGCCCUCACAUUCAGAAUAGCCUGAGAUCCGAUCCGUUCCCUGGUUCUAUUCAGAUUCUGAUUAUGAUGUCUUUAACAUAUGCAAGCUAAAGAGAAACAGAAAUCAUUUUAAAGAAGAAGUUUUUUUUAUUAUUAUUUUUAAGUGAUUAAAUGGUUUGUCUCCUCCCAUAGACCACAGUGAUAUUUUAUGGCGAAUUCUUUCUCUCCAGUUCAAUGAUACAAAUUUAUUUUCAUAUUUGAUUGCCUUAGUGGAGAGUUUUUCCUAAUUAAACAGUCCAGACUUAGAGGACAUGAUGGUUUGUCUCUUGACUUCCAUACAAAAUGUGGUUUAAAAUGUCAAUGUCAAAGUCAUUUAUUAGACUAUAUAAAAAAGAGGCCAAAGUGUAUACACCCAAACAUAUUAUUUUACAUAAUAUCCAUGAUUUCAUGAUUAAAGAAUCUCUGGCUGCAAAAAAGUUUGAGACCUAAUUAUAGCGAAAUGUCUGUACAUUAACUUCAAUAUCAUUGUUUUAGUUAUAAAUUAAGUGAGAUGAUCUGUCUCAAACUGUGAUUUAUGGACUGCAUUGUAUUAUUGUCACGUGCUGUGUUUCAUUUAGACCAUGUACUGCAUAACAUUAAAGGCAGUAAAGGCAUCAUAUGAUGUUAUGGUCGUUACAUCUAAACAAAACCUUCCAGGCUACAUUGUGAGCAAACUUAUUCUGUCUUCUAUACAGUACCUGUUCUUCUAUAGAAGAUAGAACUAUAUUCUUGUGAGGAUGUAGAAUGAUAAUUUAUGAUUAAACACUGCAGUGUAAUUUUAAAUGUCUGUAAUUAAUAUGGCCUUUAGUAUUAACUUUGUGAUUUAAAAAAACAAGCUAUUUCUGUGCACUGUGAUGUAUUUCUUAAUUGUACAAAUUAAGUUGCCUGUCAUAGACUAUGCAAAAGAAAUUAUAUUGUAUUAUUUUUUUUAAAACAUACAUGUAUUUGUCCUAUAUGCUGCAAUGUCUUCCACAGUCUCAAAAAGGCAUAGCCUUAGAGUGUAGCCAUCUAAUAA